Microplitis mediator is the source of this 1885-nucleotide messenger RNA. RefSeq names its product 5-formyltetrahydrofolate cyclo-ligase (gene Mthfs). Gene Ontology annotation, biological process: folic acid-containing compound biosynthetic process; tetrahydrofolate interconversion. Gene Ontology annotation, molecular function: 5-formyltetrahydrofolate cyclo-ligase activity. The transcript has 5 exons. Gene Ontology annotation, cellular component: mitochondrion. The record is from RefSeq and is a predicted model, not a curated record. Bases 139 to 756 code for a protein of 205 amino acids. Lineage: Eukaryota; Metazoa; Arthropoda; Insecta; Hymenoptera; Braconidae.
AAAAUAGUUUUUGUAUUUAGUUUAAAUUUCAUUAAACUAUGAGCGAUCUACUUUCAAUUUAAAUCUAUAACUUCUAUAAUAAAAAAAAACUCUUUUUUUUUCACACGUCGUUACUAUUCAGAAUAUUGAUACUGAACCAUGAGCAUAAGCAAAGUAACCAUGGAUGCAGUAAAAUUAGCGAAACGUACUCUUCGUAAUGAGUUGCAAGAGUUAAUUAAUAAAAUUAGUAAUGAAGAAAAAAUACGACAAUCUAAUGCCGUUUAUAAGAAGUUAAUUAAUACUCCGGAAUUUAAAGUAAGUGAAAAAAUAUCAGUCUACUUAAGUACUGAAAAUGAAAUAAACACAGUACCAAUUUUGGAGUAUUUAUUUAAAAACAAUAAGCAAGUUUUCGUACCUAAAUAUCAAGGCAAAAAUAUGAUGAUGGUAAAAUUAUAUUCAAUGGAUGAUUACCAUAAAUUACCUCUUACUAAAUGGAAUAUCAAACAACCCGCUAAUGAUGACAAUACACGAGAAGACUGUUUUGAAACAGGUGGACUAGAUUUAAUAAUUUUACCUGGUGUUGCAUUCACAAAUACGGGAAAGAGAUUAGGCCACGGGAUGGGAUAUUAUGAUAAAUUCAUCGAGAGCUGCAUUAAAUCACAACAAAAGAAACCAUUUUUAGUUGCGGUGGCUUUUAAUGAACAAAUUAAAACAGACAUUCCUACUACUGAUAAAGAUAUGAAUCUCGAUAUGGUGAUAACAGAAAAGUCAACAUGAAAAUUUUUCAAACAUUAACCCGGGAAAAAUAAGUUAUUGAAAAAAGGCUGACUACUUUAAACUUCAAAACGUGACACGAGGAACUUUUUUUUUUUUUUUAAGUUAACGGAAAAUUUAAUAUUUUGAAUUUUUUUUCUACAAAUCAAUUACAAAAAAAAAAAAAAAAAAAAAAAAAAAAAAAAAAAAUAUGCCCGUGUAAAAAAAUAAUAAAACUAUAGGUGCAAUUUUUCGAAAUAUUUUUAUUUUCAAUUUACGGUUUUGAAAAAAAAAGUCAAAAAAUUAUUAGACGUCUGCUAACCAGUAUCAUAACUUCAUACUAUUAAAAAUGAUACUGAAAGUCGCAGAAAAAAAACAUUUUUUUUUUUUAAAUUAACACCUAAAAUACUUGUAGAAAAAAUUUCUGUGCAUAUCCGAAAAAUUUUAUUUUACGUAUAAGUUAUUUAUAAAAGAAAAAAAAUUUUCUGAUGUCUGCUACUUUCACUAUCAUUAUCAAAAUAUGUUCAAUAAAAAAAAAAAAGAUUCGGAAAUAGUUAAAAAAACAGUUUUUUCUGAGGGUAUUUACUGAAAAAAACUAUGAAACCUGGAAAUUUGAAUGGAUAGUUAAAAAAAGUUUAAAAAAGAAUCUAAAGACGUUCAUUUAUCGGAAUCCAUGACAACAGAUCCUCGAUGAUCCCACAGAUUAGAUUCAAGUGACAAUUGAUCUUUUAAUUCAUCAGUUUCGUCAAGAUUUUCAUAACUUUCAUUAUCAUCUUCAAAACCUUUGUCUUCAUUAUUUUCAACCGAAUGUCGAUGGGAUCAAUUUGUAGGAAUCACUUGUGGUAUAAAAUUUUUUGAAUCAGUUGACGGCACACCCAUUUAUCGUAAUAAAUCAAUUAUUAUUUUUUUUGUAUUUUCCGAAAUUCAAAGAUCGUUUAAAAAAAGUUCGUUAAUGUGUCACGUUUUGGUUUAUAAUUUUCAAUGCUUUAUAUUAAUAAUAAUAUAAAUUAAUAAAACUUACCGCUGAUGGAUUUUUCUUCAAUAUCAACAUACGUUACUUCAAAUAAUUGUUCCGAUGCUAUUUCUUGUAAAAAUUGUACCAAGUUAAUCACACCAUCAUUCAAACAUGUAUUCUGAAAAUAAAAAAAAAUAA